Molecule: messenger RNA, 865 nt
Organism: Balaenoptera acutorostrata (minke whale)
Lineage: Eukaryota; Metazoa; Chordata; Mammalia; Artiodactyla; Balaenopteridae
Product: apolipoprotein R-like
Exons: 4
Coding region: 52-621 (189 amino acids)
Source: RefSeq, a predicted model, not a curated record
AACGUGUCUGAGAACAGCUGAGCGCCACUGUGGCCCCUCUGAGACUGUGCCAUGGCUGCCAAUUUGUCUUGCAUUUUCCCAGCACUGCAUCUUUUUGGGGUCUUGGUGCUAUUGCUGUGCCCUUCCUGCUUGUGUGACUGCAACAUGUUUCCUAGCAUUGCCCAUGGAUCCUAUGAAGAUGUGAGUUCAAUUUUUUCCUUUACUACUGUGGUGCAGUAUAAAUGUGAUGAAGGAUAUGUUCUGGUUGGAGAAGAAAAAAUCACCUGCAGAAAUUCACAUUGGUCAUCUCUAGUUCCUCAGUGUAAAGCUCUGUGUCUGAAACCAGAGAUAAAAGAUGGAACUGUGUCUCUGGACCAGGAUCAGUAUGUUGAGCCUGAAAAUGUCACUGUCCAGUGUGACUCUGGCUAUAGUGUGGUCGGCUCUCCGAGUAUCGUCUGUUCAGAGAACAGAACCUGGUACCCAGAAGUGCCCAAGUGUGAGUGGGAAGUUCGCACGGGCUGUGAACAAGUACUCGCAGGCAGGAAACUCAUGCAGUGUCUCCCAAGUCCAGAGGAUGUAAAAAUGGCCCUGGAGGUGUAUAAACUGUCUCUGGAGAUUGAAAGGUUGGAGCUACAGACUUGAAGUCGAGCACCAGUUAAAAAUCAGUACAUUUAUUUCCCCUCUCUUCCUCUUAAAAACAGAGAAUUAGGUACAUUUCCCUCAUUAGCAACUCUACUGGUCCUUAAGUGCUAUUAUUUACUGAAAAAAUACUUGUGUUAGAAAAAUCUUUGAAAUUUUUGAUGCCACUGCUAAUGUGGAACUAUUGGUGGUUUAUAUCCUAUCAUCUCAUUUUAAGCUUCUGCUUCCCUAGAUUUGGUGGAAUGGC